Messenger RNA from Emiliania huxleyi CCMP1516, 771 nucleotides. RefSeq lists its product as hypothetical. The coding region runs from base 180 to 446 and encodes 88 amino acids. The record is from RefSeq and is a predicted model, not a curated record. Lineage: Eukaryota; Haptophyta; Isochrysidales; Noelaerhabdaceae. The transcript has 2 exons.
AACUGUGGACAGGUUUAUUGCUCACCCCCGACUCCACUUUGUCUUUGACAGGGAGCACCUUGCCGCAUCCUUGCCACACACCCUAUCUUCCGACACAGCGCCGUGCACGCGGGGAUCCACGUGCGAUACACACGUGCUGGGCGGUGGCGGGGGCGGCUGUGGUGAGGGUGGUGGUGGCGAUGGCGGGGGCGGGCUCGGUGGCGGUGGGCUGCGAGGCGGCGGCGCGACGGCGGGGGCGGGCGGGUGGCGGAGGCAAGGGAGAGGGUGGGCUCCGCGGUGGCCGUGAGGGCGGAGGCGACGCGGGCGGCGGAGGGGACGGAAGCACGGGAGACGGUGGCGACGGCGGCGACGACGGAAGCGUGGGGACGGGCAGGCCCGAUGGCGGGGCGUGCCUGAUGGGAGGGCGGCUGACAAGCGCUGCGCUGGGAGAGGUGGUGAGCCGCUAGACUGCGUUUCUCCUCCCGCACGCCGCUGUGCGAGCACAAGUGUGCAGGACGCGACGGCGGCGCGCACUGCUCCUCGCUCACUCCGUCUUCCCGCUCACUCGCCGCGACCAGGAGGGAGGAACUCGGUCAUACAGUGCUCGGGCUGGCGCGCCCACGCGUUGUGCUCGGGCGCAGCUGACCCGACCGCACUCGGCGGGUCGCGCCAAGGCGCGGGGCAGCCUGCGCGUCCCGACAGCGCCGACAAGCGAGGCGCAAGGCUGCGGAGGGCAACCUGAGGAACGCGCGACGAGCGAGUCGCGUGCGCGGCGAGCCGGCGAGGUAGCCG